Molecule: messenger RNA, 780 nt
Organism: Suillus discolor
Lineage: Eukaryota; Fungi; Basidiomycota; Agaricomycetes; Boletales; Suillaceae
Exons: 5
Coding region: 1-780 (259 amino acids)
Source: RefSeq, a predicted model, not a curated record
AUGGCUCGGAAAAAACUGCACAAGUCCAACAAAGAACGCCAAGAAGCUGCUAAGGGAUACAGAAAGGUGUAUUAUGAGAGAAACAAAGUCGCCAUCUUGAAAAAGAUGAAAUUAAAGUAUCAUGAUAGUACAUCGAAGCAUCCGCAGCAUCCAAGGUAUCUACGCACAACCCUUCAGAACUCCGAGUCAAACGAUACAGGAGACAGCGGCGAUACAGGAGCCAGCGACCUCACUACUAGAUUAUCUGAACCACAGAUUAAAUUCCAUAGGCUUGUCAAUGGGUCCACCCAUAAGUUCUUGGAUGACCUGGUGUUGCAGUAUACGGGUAGCACUCGUUCCGAAGACUCACGGCGGCCUAUUCUGGAUGCACUUGAUAUCGCUCAAGAGGCCGAAGAAGCAGUUACAAGAAGUGGAGAUGAUGGCGUCAAAACGUUAAAUCCCCAUCACGAAAUUCAAAGAGAGCGAAAGAUGGUUGCUAGUGAAUGGACAUCUAAGGAGCAGAAGGAGUGGUUAACGGCACAGCUUCCCGGGUAUCAAAAGUGCUCGACUAAAUCUAGCUAUGCAAAGUUCUGGCCCCCCAUCUAUGAGCAAUGGGAGCAGCAAUGGCCCAUAUAUAAAGAGCUCUGGCCAGAACUUCCCGAUGAGGAUGGUCUGAAUGUUACAACCACUGUUUCUUACUAUUGUAUACUUUCACGCUUCGCGCAAUAUGCCUUCCCUUUUUGGUCUUGUACUUACUAUCUCACGAUGACUUGGUCUGUGCACACAUAUGGACCUAUUUAA